AACUCCUUAGACCAAUGUUUAAUAAAACCAAGGGACCGGUUGGCUUUGUUAAUUAUCUGAUCAAUGUGAGAGUUAAAAUUUAACAUUCUAUCACAUAAGACGCCCAGAUUACACAUGGAUUCUGCUAUUUGGAUGGGUGGAAGAUCUGUCAAACUAGUCAAGUUUUCUGAGUGCUGUGUAAAAUAAAUUCAAAUUGCAAAAAUUAAGAAGUAAAUAAUCUGAAAAAGUAUAUUUAACUAUCGAUAAAACUAUAUUGUACUGCCAAAAAAUCAAAUUUGCGUAAGUCAUAGCUCUAAGAUCAAAUUAUAUACAAAAAUAAAUCAAACCACCAACUACGUAUGAGUUCUGACCCAAGUACCCCAAAAACAAGAAAGCACAAGGCAUCCGAAACCUCCUCUGAACAAGAAGAAAAGCAAAGACUUAAAACCCUAAAGCAACAAAACAUGAUUCUAGCAAAUGUCUCAUUGGAGGAUUUAAAUAAAAUGCUUGAUGAACGCUUUAAAGAUCUCCCUACAAAGAAAUUUCUCGAGCCUGUGCUAAACGAAUUAUCCCAGCUCCGAGAAUGCAAUAACCAACUUCAAACUCAAGUACGUGGUCUAGAAAUGAAAUACGAACAACUCGAGCGACGAUUUGAAAUAUCUGAACUACAACUACGAGAGCAGAAUAUAAUUUUCCACCUCCCAGCUACGAACAACGAAGAUCCAAAAGAACGCCUACAAAACACCUGUUCUAACCUCACCAUCGCAAAGAAAAAUGUCACAUUCGAACAUUUCCAGGAACUUUCCACCAAAACAACAAAAAGCAAAAUAUUUCGUGUAAAAUUAGAAAAUGGGCAACUAGCUCGUGAAAUUUUGAGCCAAGGAAAAUUGCUGGCAAAUAGUGGCAUAUCCAUGCAUAAAGAUUUUCCAAUCGGAAUGCGUCAUAGAAGAUCAAUUCUACUGAAAGUAAGAAGGGAAGUCAAACAGCAGAAUCCAGAGCUCAGGGUCAAUCUCAUGGAUGAUAGACUGCAUAUUCAAGACCAUUGUUUCACUUGGAAUGAUUCAAGGGGUUUGUUGUGUGAGAGAAAAUUUUAUGAAAAACAAUAAUCACUUUUCGCGAAAUGUCACACAAACGUCAACGUCAAUAGAAAAUGGGCUCCUGCCCUCUAGUGGCGAGAAUUCGAGAGUCGAUAAUGCAGUGUCUGCUUUAAUGGCAGGUUCGCACUAGGAAUUUGAAGUCAGCCAGAAAACUGAAAAUAAUAUUAGUUUUAAGAAAAUUAAAAUACUUAGUUAUAAU
Molecule: messenger RNA, 1275 nt
Organism: Episyrphus balteatus (marmalade hoverfly)
Lineage: Eukaryota; Metazoa; Arthropoda; Insecta; Diptera; Syrphidae
Exons: 2
Coding region: 339-1085 (248 amino acids)
Source: RefSeq, a predicted model, not a curated record